AUGGCGUCUUCAAAGCGUGACUUGGAAGAAAAGCGGAAAAUGGAGGAGGCUGUGGCCAAAGUUCGGGAGGUUGUCCACACGGCAAGUAAAAAUGACAUUGUCCUGGCUCUUCAUAUUUAUGAGCUCGAUAUUGAUAAAACCAUCCAAGCGUUCUGUGAUGGUUGGCAUGGUGCCCAAAAUGCUCUUGGAGCUUGGGAGCGUACUGGAGUGGCCAAAAAGAAGAAUCGAAAGAAAAAGAAGGAUGCAACGCUAAAUUCGCAAACAGCUUCUAAUCUACACCCUGUCGCACCUGCUAAGGAGACCGCAAAACCCAAUCGUACUGUGCGUCCUCAGUAUCCCAACAACGAUUUAAGUACACCGACUGAUUCGACUGUGACGUACAAAACAGCGAAAGAUUUUGCAUUCCAACCAGCUGGUAUUGAGCAGGUUUCAUCUGGCGCUGCUUUGGUAAUUGAGCCGACUCAUAAUGUUAAUAUGUACAAAGGAACUGAUUCAGAAGAAGAAACCUGCUCAAUAGCAAUUUCAUGUUUAAAGAACUUUGAGGACGAAGUUAAGGACGUUGAGGUCGCUUUUGAGCAAGGGCUUCUUCUUGCUGAGGAGAGCAUCAAAAAUGUUUUUAAGGGAAUCCGACAGCUAUUGGAGGAUCGUGAGGUUCAUUUAUUGGCUGAAGUUAAUCGCAUUCACGAUGAUGGAGCUCGUAUACUGACUGAACGUCGUGUCAAGGCAAAUGAACUGCUUGAUCGUGCUAAGCGGAUUAAAGCAAUGAGUGAUCGUGAAAAGCAAGGCUUUCGAAGUGAAAUUGCUCAAUUUUCUUUGGAGCGUGGUGAUGAAGCGAAUUUCACGCAUAAAUCACGUUUCGUUUGUGAUAACGCCUCAAUGAUAAAGAUGGUUAAGAAUUUUGGAGAAGUAUUGGGUGUUAAAACUACUGGAUCUGCUGCUCCGCUUGUUGUAACCCAAUUAGCUGCUAGCGAAGCUCAUGCUAAUGAGGUCAAGAUGCCUGUUGGUCGUUCAUCUCGUACCAGUUCGGUUGGAGAAGAUUCUGGUCUAGGGCAGAUAAGUCCUUCUGGAGAAGAACGCAAACACGUAGCAGAAGUGAACGAUGGAGGGAUUUUGAUGAAGUCUGACGCUCUUACUGCUGAUGAACUUGCUGGUCUUAAUGCGACUGUUCGCGAAACUCUUAAAGCUCAAGGUAUUGAUGCAACUCUCUUCUCUGGGCUUACGAUGCCGGUGCGUCGUCGACAAGGUGGUGGUGGGCGUGGAAGACCUCGUGUACCUAAGCCUGCCCCACCUCUGCCUGAUCCGCAGCUCUCUAUAUUCGAGUAA
Messenger RNA from Enterobius vermicularis (human pinworm), 1323 nucleotides. The record is from the annotation of a GenBank genome assembly. Lineage: Eukaryota; Metazoa; Nematoda; Chromadorea; Rhabditida; Oxyuridae.